AUGACCGGGCUGCUGAAGAGGAAAUUUGACCAGCUGGAUGAAGACUCCUCCUCCUCCUCCUCUUCUGGAUGCCACUCUCGCUCCUGCUCCCCAAGCUCUUCAGCCUCCCCCGCCUGGGACUCAGAUGAGGAAUGCCCCUGGGAUCAGAUACCCCUGCCUCACCGUGACUUCCGUGACUCUCAGAAUUUCACUCCCCUGUCCAUCUUGAAGCGGGCUCCUCGGGCACGCCCAGGCCGCGUUGCCUUUGACGGCAUCACUGUCUUCUACUUCCCUCGGUGCCAGGGCUUCACCAGCGUGCCCAGCUGUGGUGGCUGCACGCUGGGCAUGGCCCCUCGCCACAGUGCCUGCCGCCACUUCUCCUUGGCUGAGUUCGCACAGGAGCAGGCCCUGGCACGGCGAGAGAAGCUCCGCCUCCGCUUGAAGGAGGAAAAGCUGGAGAUGAUCAGAUGGAAGCUCUCAGCAGCCGGGGGACCCGAGGCAGAGGCAGGUCCGCCGCUCACAGUGGAUGCCAUUGAUGAUGUGUCUGUGGAGGAGGACUUGGCAGUGGCCAUCGCAAGUGGCCAGUUGGAAGAAGGGACCUUCCUCCAGCCCUACCCAGCCAGGCGCCGGCGGGCCCUGCUGCGGGCCGCAGGCGUGCGGAGGAUUGAUCGCGAGGAGAAGCGGGAGCUGCAGGCUCUUCGCCGAUCCCGGGAGGACUGUGGCUGUCGCUGCGACAAGGUCUGUGACCCUGAGACCUGCAGCUGCAGCCUGGCAGGCAUCAAGUGCCAGAUGGACCACACAGCAUUCCCCUGUGGCUGCUGCAAGGAGGGUUGUGAGAACCCCAAGGGCCGGGUGGAAUUUAAUCAGGCACGAGUUCAGACCCACUUCAUCCAUACACUCACCCGCCUACAGCUGGAGCAGGGAGCCGAGGGCCUUGUACAGUUGGAGGCCCCUGCCCAGGUCAGCACCCCCAGCCCUGGCGAGCAGGCCCUGGCCCCCGUGUUUCCACUGGCCAAGCCCCCCAUGAGCAGCGAACUGGGUGACAACAGCUGCAACAGUGACAUGACUGAUUCCUCCAUAGCAUCCUCCCCAGUGUCAGGCACCAGUGAGGCCCCUAGUGGCCCUGCCCACUCAGCUCUGCCUGGCCUGGCCUUCCAGCUUGGUGUGGAUGAUGACAACCUAGUGCAGAUCCUGAGUUUCAGUGACUCUGACCUUGGCAGGGAGGAGGAGGAGGAGGAAGAAGAGAAGGAAGGAGGCAUGGAAAGCCUGGACAACCUCAGCUGCUUCCACCCAGCUGACAUCUUUGGUACCUGUGACCCUGGUGGCCUGGCCAGCUGGACCAACAGCUAUUCCAGCUCUAGCCUCACAUUGAGCGUCCUGGAUGAAAAUGCCAACCUGGAUGCCAGCUGUUUCCUGAACAGUGGCCCUGAAGGGUCAAAAGAAGCUAGCCUCCCUGGGACCUCAGGGCCGGCCAGUGUGGAUGUUGGCCAGAGCAGCUCGGUGGACCUGAGCUUGUCUUCCUGCGACUCCUUUGAGCUGCUCCAGGCCCUGCCAGACUAUAGUCUGGGACCCCUCUAUACCUCCCGGAAGGUGUCUGAUGGCCUGGACACCCUUGAGGCACCAUUUUUCCCCUUGCCUGGCUUCUCUCCACCCAGAGACACAGGCACUUGUUUCCUGGAGUCCAUCAUGGGCUUUUCUGAGCCAGCUGAGGAGGCCCUCACUCCCUUUAUUGACAACCAAUUGUUUGAGGACACUGCUCCGGCAUCUCUGAUGGAGCCAGUGCCUGUGUAA
This is a messenger RNA of Orycteropus afer afer, 1770 nucleotides long. It is a transcript of the gene CSRNP1, whose product is annotated as cysteine and serine rich nuclear protein 1. Lineage: Eukaryota; Metazoa; Chordata; Mammalia; Tubulidentata; Orycteropodidae. Gene Ontology annotation, biological process: regulation of transcription by RNA polymerase II. The transcript has 4 exons. Gene Ontology annotation, molecular function: DNA-binding transcription factor activity, RNA polymerase II-specific; sequence-specific DNA binding. The coding region runs from base 1 to 1770 and encodes 589 amino acids. Gene Ontology annotation, cellular component: nucleus. The record is from RefSeq and is a predicted model, not a curated record.